AUGAAUUUUGAAAUUGAUGACUUGAAGUUUCAUCUUAAAGCAAUGAAUAGUCCAGACUAUCAACCAUUAGUAAAGAGUAAAAAGAUGAUACAGGAAUUACAAGAGAAAAUAACAUUAUUGAAUAUGGAAUUAAUUGUGAAGAGAGAACACAAAGAGCAGAUGCUGAAAGAGAUAUAUGAGACAAGUAAGGAAAUUGAAGAUAAGGUACAGCCCUCUCAGGAAGUGACACCGAAAUCAAAAGGUGAUGAUCUGCAGCAUGAAGCGCAAUUAGCUAGUAAAACCAAUGAGAAGUUGCUAUUAGAAGAAGAAAUGGGAAAAAAUUAUGAAACACAGCUAUUAAAUUCAUUUAAGGAUGGCUAUUAUGAUGAUGCCAUACAUUUAUUACCAUACAUCAAAAACCACAAACAGUUACGACUUCAAUUUACUAUUAGAGCUGGUUCAUAUCAAGUGGAGGCAAAUUUGCUUCAUAUGGCUUCAUGGAACGGCUGGUUAGGUAUCAUAAAAGAUCUCAUUCUUAAAUAUGACUAUGAUCUACAAGAAGGAGAUAGUAAUGGGAAUACCUGUCUUCAUUAUGCUGCAAUGGGUAAUCGUGUUGAUGUGAUGAAGUAUCUUAUUAAUGAACAUUUCCAGUUUGUGGCCAUCAAUAAGGAUGGGUGGACACCUCUUCACACUGCUGCUUUUUAUGGUCAUUCUGAAGCUGUUGAAUAUUUAUUAUCAACUGGUAAUUUUGAUCCUUUGCAUAAAAACAAUGAGGGGAAAGCACCACUACAACUAGCUUAUAAGACCGGAACUAAUACUCUUCCUAUCUUUAAAAGUUUUGGUAACAUUAAAACAUCACAUCCAGUUGAUUCUUAUGUUAACGAAUUGACUCCAAUGAAUGAAUUCAAAACACCAUUGACUCCAAUAAAGCUAGAUAUUAAAGAUCUUGAUAUUGCCAUUGAAGAGCUAACAAUACUCGAUCAUUUACCUUACCAUAUGUGGUAUGAGCUCGGUCUUCAGCUAGGACUCUAUCAGCCUAGACUAGAAGACAUCAAUGAAGAUAAUAAUGGAAACUCUAAGGAGUGCUUCAUACAGUUAUGA
Messenger RNA from Amphimedon queenslandica, 1080 nucleotides. Its product is annotated as serine/threonine-protein phosphatase 6 regulatory ankyrin repeat subunit C-like. The record is from RefSeq and is a predicted model, not a curated record. Lineage: Eukaryota; Metazoa; Porifera; Demospongiae; Haplosclerida; Niphatidae. The transcript is spliced from 7 exons. Bases 1 to 1080 code for a protein of 359 amino acids. Gene Ontology annotation, molecular function: protein binding.